AUGCUAAAGCAGUCGUCACCGUUAGAUCUGCAGCCUCCUCGCUACCUGGAAUCAGUCCCUCCACCUGACUCACUGCUGGACUCCUGGGGGACAGUGUGCUGUCACCUCCCUACCCUGCCCACUCAUGGUGGCAUCAUGGGCCAUGGCACCACACAGCCUGGCCCUCACCUUCUGGACUCAGUGCCAACCUGGGCAUCCAGGCCAGAGUGGGCAGGCUUUCCUCACAUACUGUCUGCCAUAGACCACAUACCAAGGAGUCUCAGCUCAUCCCAUAGGCUCCAGGGAAUUGGGAAUUGUCCCUCACACCGAGAAGCAGCAAACAAUGUCGGGGUAGACAGCACAGAACACCCAGAUGACUGUCUUCAGAAGUAA
Pipistrellus nathusii (Nathusius's pipistrelle) is the source of this 372-nucleotide messenger RNA. The record is from the annotation of a GenBank genome assembly. Lineage: Eukaryota; Metazoa; Chordata; Mammalia; Chiroptera; Vespertilionidae.